Folsomia candida is the source of this 3768-nucleotide messenger RNA. Its product is annotated as solute carrier family 2, facilitated glucose transporter member 1. The record is from RefSeq and is a predicted model, not a curated record. Gene Ontology annotation, biological process: monosaccharide transmembrane transport. Lineage: Eukaryota; Metazoa; Arthropoda; Collembola; Entomobryomorpha; Isotomidae. Gene Ontology annotation, cellular component: membrane. The coding region runs from base 659 to 2095 and encodes 478 amino acids. The transcript is spliced from 11 exons. Gene Ontology annotation, molecular function: hexose transmembrane transporter activity.
CAUUUUCCUCACAGUCUCAAUCUUCCCUUUCUUUCACACUUUACCACUCUGGUUGUGAUACAUUCACGCACUUAUUAAGUAACAAUUUUAAUAAAAUUGCACAUAAAAUCGAGAUUUCUAAAAAUACACCGAGGAAGUUUCAACACUAUCAGCCGUUGAAUAAUAAUUUAAUUAUUUAAAUAAAUAAAAAGUGUCCCAACAUAAUCUCCACUCCACUUCAGUCUCGGGUGGUGACACUGAUUUUAACUUGUUUGCACAAAGUAAUUGGCAUUCUGUAGGGCGAUUGCUUCACUGAGAUUUUGUGCAAAAUAAACAAACUCCCGUCUCAUAUCAAUCUCGGCCUUCAAUACUGAUUAAUUUCAAUCAGGCAGUACAUGACAUUGUGUGAAGUCGGCGUUCCAGGUGAAUCGAUUGACAUAAUUGUAGUUUCACCACGAGGGCAGAAACUGAAACUGUGCUGCACAAAUAGCAAAAUAUAGUGAUAAGAAGUUACUGAAUUGAUUAACUCCAAAGGUCUCGACCGUUCUUUUGCACUUCAGCCAUUGGCAGUGAAAUACCUCUAGUUGGUACAUUUAAUAUCAGCAUUGGUGAUAAUUUGACAUUCGAAAAUCGCGUCGUGAGUUUUUAAACAUCGUCUUGAACCCAUCAAGCUAGAAAAAUGGUCAUCAAGAGAGUUCCGGGAGUAACCGGCAAACUUGCCCUAGCCAUCGCAGCGGCCGCUUUUGGAUCAUCCUUCCAGCAUGGCUACAACACGGGCGUGGUCAACGCACCGCAAGCUCUCAUUUCUCAAUUCAUCAAUGAAACCAAUUUUGCACGAACUGGAGAGUACAUGGAGGAAUCUCGAAUUACUUUUAUUUGGUCCUGGACUGUUUCAAUUUUUUGCGUUGGUGGUAUCGUGGGUGCUCUGUUGACGGGAUUAAUUGCAGACAAACUUGGAAGGAAAAACGGAUUAUUAUGGAACAACGUGCCGGUUUUAAUUGCUGUAAUCUUGGAAGGAUUUUCCAAAUCGUGUGGGUCGUACGAGAUGCUGAUUGCGGGUCGAUUCUUCAUAGGUUUCAACUCUGGACUGAAUGCUGGUCUGGCUCCAAUGUACUUGGCUGAAAUUUCCCCCAUGCAUCUCCGAGGUGCCGUUGGGACCAUGUAUCAGUUGGUUGUGACCAUUUCCAUUCUGGUCUCUCAAAUUCUUGGAUUGGAAAGUCUGCUUGGAACUGAGAACAAAUGGCCAUGGCUCCUGGCUGCCACCAUCAUUCCAGCUUUCUUCCAAAUCUGUACGCUACCUCUGUGUCCCGAGUCGCCGAAAUUUACUUUGUUGAAUCAAGGAAAAGAGAUUGAAGCCCAACGUGCUCUGACCUGGCUCCGAGGAACAAUUGAAGUGCAUGAUGAACUGGAUGAGAUGCGUGCUGAAUAUGAACAGAUGAAAUCUAUGCCCACUGUUACGUUAAAGGAAAUGCUAUGCAGCCCUGCUCUCCGAAUGCCAUUGAUCAUUGCUUGCAUGAUGAUGUUGGCUCAACAACUUUCUGGCAUUAAUGCAGUCAUUUUCUUCUCGACAAAGAUCUUCACCUCUGCUGGAUUGGAUGAGAAUACUGCUCGAGUGGCAACGUUGGGAAUGGGAACUUGCAAUGUCAUAAUGACUGUUGUGUCGCUCGUCAUGGUGGAGAAAGCUGGAAGGAAAACUCUCAUGCUUUUCGGACUCUCAGGAAUGUGUGUUGAUGUAAUUCUGCUGUUUUUCUGCAUUCAAUUCAAGGAAAUCGGAUGGGUCUCAUAUGUCAGUAUCUUCCUGGUCAUAUUCUUUGUCGUCAUGUUCGCGUCCGGUCCUGGAUCAAUCCCAUGGUUCUUGGUUUCUGAACUAUUUAGUCAAGGUGCUCGUCCAAUGGCAACAUCGAUUGCAGUCGCUGUGAAUUGGAUUGCCAACUUUGUCGUCGGGCUCUCCUUCCUGCCGCUCUUGGGCUUGGUGGAUGCAUACGUGUUCAUCAUCUUUGCCGGUCUGUUGGGAUUCUUCAUCGUGUUCACAUACUUCAAGGUUCCCGAAACAAAGGGGAAGACUGUGGAAGAAAUCAGUGCCCUCUUCAGACAGCGUGGGUACACCCAAGGAUAGAUAUUUGUUAUAUUCGUUAGCCAAAUUAGUCUAAAACUAUACCAAAGGUUUCAACCCUUUUAAUUUUUGCAAAUAUAGAGAAGAUCAGAAACAUGAACAAAUUAUUUUGACUUUGAGAAAAGUAUAACAUGGCCGUUCAAAAUUAAAAACAAGUGAUUUAUUUUUUGAAGACUACUAAUUUUUAUACCAACUACAUUACUCGCCAGUCAGAACAAGGUAGCUAUAUAGUGAAAAUAGAUUGUUAGCGAGUUCGCAGGGUGGUUAGUGCACUAUGUAGAACCAUAAAAUUAUCAUGAGCACACAUAUUUAACUGUCUUGAGUCUUGUAUUUCGACAUCGGCAGUGACUAUGUUCAGAGAAAAUACACUGAUGCAGCGAAUGUUGAAAAAGUAAGAAAGCAUGAAAAACACACCGUUAAUAAGAUUUAUAGUGUCUGUGAUGUGACUUGAAGUUGCUUAAUUUUUAGAUUUAAGUAGCUUAUUGAUCGUGCAUACAUGGUAUUGAUUACUGAUUUGGUGAUUAAGUUUUUUUUACUCUUUGCUCGUGCUAUGUUUGUUUUAGCAGUCCCAAGCAAUCAUCCUGAAAUGAUAACUGGUUCAAAACUGUAGAAAAUACAAUAUUUAUUCCUACUAAGUUUGUAAUAUAAUUUGUACUAGACAGGAUUUAGUUGUAUACAAUGAAAGUGUACUUUACAGAACGGAAGUCAUAGGGUGAAAGUGUGGGUGAAAGUCAUGCAUGCAGACACUUCGUAAAAAGAAUGACCAGUUACAUUAAUUUUAGUGAUAGUCAAGAGGGCAGGGGUGUGACUGAGUGUGAUUUAUCAUAUUAAUAAUAGUUAUUUUUAUUUGUAAUCUUGAACUUCUUGUAAACGCAAUAUGUUUAAUGUGCUGGUUAACAUUCAAUGCCAAUGUGCGGCAUUCUAAGGUGCUGCAAUCGUACCUUAAACACUACAUAUAUCAUGUAUUUAUUUAUUACGAAAAUUUAAUUAUCAAAGAUAUUUUUACUUUUACGAGUUGUUUCACCCAAAUAGUAAAGUCCAUGUACACAUGAAAGGAAUGAAUACAGCGAGGUGCUAUGUGGUUCAAUUUAUUGAUUCCCUUAUUGAGCAGUGCAGACUCGAUAUGCAAGUCUAUCGAGAACUCGCAGAAAGUACGAUAAAUUGGUUUAGGCUGUCACAUGUUAAUUAGAAAGUUCUUACAAUUAGAAGUGAAAGCUUUCUGUGAGCUGUACUAUUUCUGUCAGGCGUUUCGUUUCGUUGUAAAAUCAAAUACAUAUAUCAAGUACUUACCGAACCAGGGGAUACUCGUACAAUAAUUUAAAAAAAUGUUACAUUAAGAUAAUUACAAAUAUGGAUAAAUUGAUAAAACAGUAUUCUAUUAAGAUAUGAUGAUGUCGAGUAUAACGUGAUAAAAUUAUCAUGUUAGAAAAUGUAGUCGCAAAAUUAAACUCGGUAAAUACUAUUUAUUGUACAAUGUAUUUGAAAAAAUUGUGCUUCCUGUCUGUCACCCAACUAUGAUUAUCAAGAUUAAACAUUACUCGUUCAGUGUAAAUUUCUUCGAAAUUCCAAUCCAGAUGAAUCAAUUUUCUCUUACAUGUUGGUGAGAUUUCUGAUCUAAUUUCCAUCAUCCAUGAGUGAAUAAAAUAAAAUAAAGUUCAGCAGUCCAUGAUACAUCA